This is a messenger RNA of Mycosarcoma maydis (corn smut), 2061 nucleotides long. RefSeq lists its product as uncharacterized. The record is from RefSeq and is a predicted model, not a curated record. Gene Ontology annotation, cellular component: snRNA-activating protein complex. NCBI's taxonomy places the organism in Eukaryota, Fungi, Basidiomycota, Ustilaginomycetes, Ustilaginales. Gene Ontology annotation, biological process: snRNA transcription by RNA polymerase III; snRNA transcription by RNA polymerase II. Gene Ontology annotation, molecular function: RNA polymerase II cis-regulatory region sequence-specific DNA binding; bent DNA binding; core promoter sequence-specific DNA binding. Bases 1 to 2061 code for a protein of 686 amino acids. The transcript has a single exon.
AUGUCCAGAGCACGGCGCGGAACAGAGGCAAGCAUCCCCAUCGCGUCGGAACCUAUCGUUCUACCACAACUCACGUUCGAUCGUCGUAACAGCAAGAUCAAUCAGCUUCAGGCUUUGCGUCAGACUUUGAAUCAAGCCGCAGGGCCGUCGACGAUUGAUUAUGAAGUUGAGCAGAUCCGCGAUGCGAUCCAAGCUAAAACUUUGGACGAGCACUUUUCCACUGCCGUGCGGGAACGGUGGCAGACGUGGUCGCGCAAUGCGAACCCGUUCCGCUCCGACUUAGCCUCGUCGGCUGCUUCCGAGCUCAGGUCGGCCGAGGAGGUAGUGUCAAAUUCCUCUAGCCCGUCAGAGGACUCGACGACGGAAGAGCCGGACGAGCAAGUGGCAGACGACUUACCAAACAAGAAGAAGCGCAAACGGGUCGUCCGUGCCAAGUCCACCAAUAAUCAAAACAACAAAUCCGAGGCCGACUUUGUAGAGACAUGGGAUUCGAUCCGAUCAGAGCGAGAAGCGCUUCUGGGAGAAAUGGACGCAGCGCUCCCAAGUGCUUUUCGGUUCUCAGAGAGACAGCUCAAGGUGUACGCUCACCGGCUCAAGUCGAAAUACAUCAACUCGCUCGAUCGACCGUUUCAAGUAAGAGACGUACACAGGUUGCUCCAUCAAACAAAGUUACCUGAUUCUCCGUCGGACAGCAAAGCCUCUCAAUCUGGGCUUUUCGCGUCGUUCGAUGCCACGAGCACCCAAAGACAGCCCUGCGUGCUAACCAUUUCCUUCUUCAGUAGUAGCAUCGAUGGGACAAAAGAAGAUUUCGUCGCCCAAAAGGAUGCUGACCCAUACGUACCGGCAGAUGAUAUGCAUGGAGAUAACACGAGGGAUGACUAUGUCAAACGCAUUUGCGGCGAUGGACUGGGAGGAAUGAAGCGCGCACAAACUGUGGAACUGCUUUCCACACAAACCUUGUCGGAUCUGCAAUCUUCGCUCUGCUGCUGGUCCGAUCAGCAGCCAGAACGUUAUGGAUGGCACGAGCGACUGCAACGGCACUUACACUCCAAGAACGACAAAGCAGGUGCACAAGCCAGCCGUGGCAGUGACGACGCGCAAGAAUUUCACGACGUGCGCCAUGCACGCUUCACGGGUAGGUGUAGGCAGACGGACGCAGCUCUGAUCAUCGAGAACAAGCUGUACACAAAGGGCACUCGACAUGGCGAUGCACCAUACGAAUCUGACUACGCUAUGCUACUGGAACAGUGGAAAGAAGCCACAGGCCACGCAGACGUCCAGGUUGGUUGGACUUCAAACGGUGGCGAUCUCAGUCUGCGCCUCGAUCGGCUUGAAUUCAUACGCACAGGUCAGCCGUAUUGGCUGCUGCAUCAGGGCGAUUGUGUUCAUUGUUUUGUCUUCGAGCAAGUUCGAGCGCUACGCCCGGGUGAAGAGAUGGCGCUUCGCAAACGUCCUCCCGCUGAGACCAACGUUGAGAACGCUUCAGUCCGAACUACGUUUGUCCCCUUUCCUCGUAUUACGUGGCUCUCCACUCCAACCAUGCUUCGGUUUGCUGCUGAUCACAACCACAAUUACGGUCUCGGUCAUCAUAUUUUGCGAUGGGAAGGCAUGCUCGAUCUUCCUCAAGCCUCCCAAAGCGUAACAGACAAGGCGGCAGGGGAGACAGGCUCGAGCCAAGGCGAGAAUGACCAUCAAAAUCGAUGGCAGAUUGCCAAUCUCAGGACUAGGCGUAAGGACGAAGGAAUGCUCCGAAAAAAGCAGGGCAAAUGUCUAGCGUGUUUGCUGCGAAAAGCACAAGUUGGCAUUUUAGGGGGAGAAUCGGUUCGCCUGCCUCUCGCGGCGAUCAAGCCGGAAAUGCAAGACAGCACACAAGACGAGCCAGCUGUCAAUGGUUUGGAUGAUCACCUUACGUCAAUUUGCACAUCAUGCGCUGCCCUCCUAGGUCUUCCGACAAGAUCACCAUCUACGGAAACGGCAGCUGAGACUUGUGUCGAGCUCGACUGGGAGCGGAUCGCUACAAUGGAUUCUCAUUCGGGAUGGACCAUUUUUCCCCUGUAUUGA